Molecule: messenger RNA, 315 nt
Organism: Boeremia exigua
Lineage: Eukaryota; Fungi; Ascomycota; Dothideomycetes; Pleosporales; Didymellaceae
Exons: 2
Coding region: 1-315 (104 amino acids)
Source: RefSeq, a predicted model, not a curated record
AUGGCCGCCCCAGUAAACUGCCAGCACAACUUCAACGUCGUCAAGUCUGAUACAACCGUCGUCGUCUGGAACUGUAACAUGUGCCAUUCGGGUCCUCACUCUCACAUCUACGAGUGUUCGAAUUGCCAACAAGCGCGUGCCGCGUGCAGGGGGAUCGACCAACUAGGAUCUGAUCCGAAUACCUGGAUCGAUCACGCCCAUCUCGCCUUCUCAUUCGGCGGCUCAAGUCCCAUUUCGCAACUCUCAACGAAAUUUCUUUUUCUGCUCCUUCCUUCCUCGGACGGCAACAUCUAUAUCUCGGCUCUAUUGAUUUAG